Patiria miniata (bat star) is the source of this 3684-nucleotide messenger RNA. Its product is annotated as coadhesin-like. The coding region runs from base 121 to 2856 and encodes 911 amino acids. Gene Ontology annotation, molecular function: protein binding. The record is from RefSeq and is a predicted model, not a curated record. The transcript is spliced from 17 exons. NCBI's taxonomy places the organism in Eukaryota, Metazoa, Echinodermata, Asteroidea, Valvatida, Asterinidae.
GCGCGACCAAGGCUGAGUUUGAAAUUUCAGUCACGAUGGCAUGCGAUCGCAAAAGUUUAGCCCGUCCCGUCUUAUUUCAGUAAUUACAAAAUUAAUGAUUCCCAUUCUGGUCGUUUCAAAAUGAAAACAAACGAUGGACUGUUCUUAUUGUUACUGGUACUUGCUGCUCAGCUGGAUGAAACGUACCAAGAUUGUACUGCUUACGAGUUCAGGGAGACAUUUGCCACGUUUGUGGUGUUGGACGUCACAUCACCCACGGGAGACGAGCGGUGGCUCACCUAUGGCUGUCGCUUCGGAUAUCAUUUCGACGGAGAGGACCCGACCCAGCCGGACUUCUUACUCUCGCAGGACACCAUGCACUGCGAGUAUGGCAGAUGGCAAGAACGCCCACGAGUAUGCGGCGCAAAAUACAACAGUCUACUGGAAGCCCUCGAUCACCUGGACUACCGCAAUGAAACGGCCUGGGAGGGGGAAGCGCUGGAAAUUGAUUUCUUCAUUAAAAGUCCUGACUACGUUAAAAAGGGACCUUACGUGUUCAAGGCGAACGGGGAUGAGGUACAGAACGCAUCCAUGUCUGGCUUCUUACGUCAGGACCGAGGGCCGUAUUCAAGAUAUGUAAGAUGGACUGCCUAUUUAACCAAAGCGGACACCGGCUACUACUACUAUCACGAUAUGGAAAGUCGCGGACACAAGCGGAAACCCAGAUAUGAAUAUUUCUAUAUUGAGAUUUAUGGACCCACGCACGGCGAGUGGAGCGAGUGGGGAUCCUGGGGCGAAUGCACCGCGACGUGUGGAGUCAGCACGCGCUACCGCGAGCGGGCCUGCGACAACCCGCCGCCAGCCAACGGGGGCACCGACUGCGCGGGCCCCGCCAACGCCACCGAACCGUGCGCGGUGGAUCCUUGCGCGGUCCACGGAGGCUGGUCCGGGUGGGGCGAGUGGUCCGCGUGCUUCGUGACCUGCGGCGGAGGGAGCGUCUCCAGGAGCCGAGUGUGCGAUGAUCCAGCCCCGGCCUGGGGCGGUGACGACUGUGUGGGUGAGGCGGUGGGGUCGGACGUUUGCAGCCCGGAUCCUUGUCCUGUUGAUGGUAACUGGGCCCAGUGGUCGACCUGGUUGGCAUGCAGUCGCACGUGCGAUGGCGGUACCAGAGACCGGGUCCGUACGUGCACCGACCCGCCGGCCCAGCACGGAGGGGCAGACUGCAGCGGAGAAGACGCCGAGGUCGAAUCGUGCGGAGAUGGUGCAUGCAGAAGAGACGGCAACUGGGCCCAGUGGACGGAGUGGUCGCCGUGCUCCAAGACGUGCGGCUUCGGUAACAAGACCCGUGAGCGGACAUGCAGCGACCCGCCCCCUUCCAGUGGGGGUGAUGACUGCCCCGGGGUGGGGAUGCCGGCCAACCACUUCCAGCAGGAGGACUGCAUGGACGUCUACGACUGCCCAGUGGACGGUAACUGGACGGAGUGGUCAGCCUGGGGUAACUGUACUGUGUUGUGCGGUGGAGGAGAGAUCGUCCGAAGCCGGGAAUGCACCAAUCCCGUGCCGGCAUGGGGCGGUCGUGACUGCGAGGGAAACGCAACGGACGUCAUUCCAGACUGUAAUCCAGAACCAUGUGGCGUUGACGGUGGUUGGACUGACUGGUCCGAGUGGACAACAUGCACCAAGACGUGCGGGGGCGGCACCACGCUCAGGAAUCGGAGCUGCACCGACCCGCUGCCGACACACGGCGGGCGGGACUGCGAGGGAGACGGCGGCGAGAUCGAAGCCUGUCACACCGAACGGUGCUUGGAUGGCGCUUGGUCUCAGUGGUCGCCGUGGUCCGUGUGUUCCCAUAGCUGUCGUGGAGGGGUCCAGGCACGGUCUCGGUCCUGUACGGACCCUAGGCCCGGCUUGGGAGGGAGUGACUGCCCGGAUAGCGGCAACAUGAAGAGUUACAGUCAGUGGCAGAGGUGCAACGAGCAACCGUGCCCAAUUCAUGGUUGGUGGUCUAGCUGGUCGGCGUGGUCGGCCUGUCCGGUGACAUGUGGAGGCGGCUACCGUGUUUCAGCCAGGAAUUGCUCCCGGCCCGCGCCGCAGUGGGGCGGCGAGCAGUGCCGAGGGAACGCAGUCAAGACAUGGCGGUGUAACACCAAGGCUUGCCCACUGUUUGGAGCACCGGACGGUGUCGCAUUUUCCCCGAGUGACACGAACAUCACAGUCAGUUGGCAUGUGCCCAUGGAAUAUGAGUGGCCAUUGCUUUAUUACAACGUACAUUACAGGGACAGACUUACCGGCAAUGAAAGCCUCCACACACUAAUCCACCCGAAGUCGGAGGUCCACCCUUACCCCAUCUACAACCUGACGUCGUUCCGGACUCUACCUACCAAAGACAACUCCACGUUCGCCAUGACGGUCCGCGGGCUGUCAGCGUCCACCGAGUACGAGCUGUGCUUGACGGCCAAGCAUGGGUACGGCGCGGCCACUAGCGGCCACAGUCAGGUCACGGUGGUAAAGACACUCAGACAUGCUUUUCCGGCUCCGCCCGCGCCGGUCACGAUCGAGUACGGGAACUACGCCAUCGAGCGGGAAUACAAGGUGCUGAUUCGCUGGUCGCCGGUCACGUGGUCCAACCACACCGCGCCCACCAUGUACCACGUGAUGAUCCGAGAUAUCAAGAUGACCAUUGACAAGCCGUGGAUCGUGCUAGAUGAGGUUCCCACGCAAAUCACAGGGCAUCUGAUACGUCAGGGUUCACAGUUCAACCUCCGUGACAACGUGUACAUUGUCCAAGUUGCGGCGAGUAACCAGCAUGGUAGCAGUCUACCAGCUAUUUGCAGGGAACUGGUGGAUUAUUUGGCAGUGGAGGCGGAUAAAGAGUGACAUCAGGUCACAGAAAUGUCCCGAAACCAAGACACAGGACGAAACUCGAGUUGACUACAAAUAAAGCUACUGGCAUUUUAAUACAGACCUCGGAAUACGUCAUCCUUUUCUUCUCGUGUCCUCAUUUCAGUUAAUUCCUCUAUCGUACCUCCUGUGAUUAGGCCUUUGUUAGAUUUAUGGAUUUGUUCAUUUCCGUGUCUUCCUUGACGUAUAACCGGAGUAAAACACGCGGUCGGUUGAUCAGACCAUGGAUGGAGCUAUAAAAAGCCUUUUUAUAGCUCCAUGAUCAUGACCCUGCGUCAUGCACGGAACAUGCGCUAGUCGAUAUUGUGGGGGUUUACACAAAUUGUUGACUUCGUCUCCGCUUUGCGCUUCAGUGAGCCCAGCCGCAUGAUUUUAAUCCUCAGCUUGACCGGGUCCAGUACAAUAUUUGGGCCAUUUUCUGCUACGGAACAUCGAUUCUGCCACUCAAGGCUUUUGCAUGGUCUAAUUGCACGAAUAUGAACGCAGCAGGAUUCUUUUAAGUUGAACCUUCGGCUACAGUACGAAGACUAAGCCUGCACGAAGCCGGGAUUUUAUAAACCUCCAAUAAGGUAUAGCGCCCUCUUGAGGAACUGAAGCUUUUCGAAAUUAAGGCUCUUUUAUAUUAUGAGCCUCGGAGCCUGAGGAUUUUUCUGACAGGGAAAGUCCACUGACGAUGUCAUUGGGAAAGACCCAUCAUAUUUAAAAUUCGAAAUUUUGAAAUUUUUAUUUCUUUAAUGGCCAAAAUGAUUAAAAAACUGUUGACUAAAGUUGUUACAUCCAAAUAAAUUUCAACCUUGGAACCUA